AUGAAAGAGAAAGGCAGGAAACGGAAGCUGGAUGUCGAAGACGCAAUUUACGAUGAAGCACAGCGCGGACUGGAACACCUCACAAUUCAAGAUACCAACGAGGUCAAGACAGAGAAGCCCAACGUCGUACGGCCGCUCCCUCAGAGAGCAAUAAAGAGAUAUGCGCCUUUUACGAGACUUCUUCCUCGGAGAUAUACCCAACCCCGCCCCUCCACGCAAGCUCAAGUGUUGUCCGACUCAGAAUCCGAAGAUGGGUCUGGGACCGACAACGCUGAUCCCGACGACGACGCACUGUGGAGUGAUGCAGGAGACGAGGAUGAUGACCUUGAUAUGCUCAGAUUGGCUGAUAUGACGAUUCGCGACUUCGACAUCAACGAGUUCCUUCAGACUGAUCGGGAUGGGAUAGUUCCCAAUCCGCCUGUCGAAUUUGAGCAACUCUUCACCAGCGUUUCGGGGAAGGGUGUAUGGAAGGCACUUCAACCGGUCCUAUCCAGCAUGAGGUAUACCGGAAAGGUGCAGAAGUGCAUAUCGGACAUGACCAUCUGGACGCCGUACAAAGAUCUCAGUCGAUGCAUCUCGGUGUACCCCGCCCAGCUUUACAACUUCCACACCUGCGCGCCCGAGCCUCCCACGGAUCGCAAGGCGUGCAAGGACUGGCCCCGAGUAGGCGAGUCGCGCGAUCUCUGCUUCUCCACGGGGGGCACCUGGUACUACUGCGGGACAUACAAGUGCACCGGCAUGUCCAUCUUGCGACUCGAAGAUCUCUGCAAACUCGACGAGUCCAGAUCUUACGCGCUGUUCAAUAGCCUCGCGCAACAGACGCCGCGAGUCCUGGGCGGCGAGUUCCAGCGGUCGACCGCCAAGACGAUGGGCGCCAUCACGAAGGCCCUGCGCGACCUGUACUGGGACGGAACGUUACCCAUCCGAUGCUAUGGGUUUCAGCUGGUUGGAUACGACGAAAAGGUGAAGGCGGCAUUCGUCAAGUGUCAAGCUAGCGUAAAGCAGAAGAAGGACAAGAAACGGCAGAAGGCGCAGAAGAAAGGGGGCAAGAAGAGGCAGCGACUGUCGUGA
This is a messenger RNA of Fomitopsis serialis, 1071 nucleotides long. RefSeq lists its product as uncharacterized. The coding region runs from base 1 to 1071 and encodes 356 amino acids. The record is from RefSeq and is a predicted model, not a curated record. The transcript is spliced from 8 exons. Lineage: Eukaryota; Fungi; Basidiomycota; Agaricomycetes; Polyporales; Fomitopsidaceae.